Molecule: messenger RNA, 1349 nt
Organism: Macadamia integrifolia
Lineage: Eukaryota; Viridiplantae; Streptophyta; Magnoliopsida; Proteales; Proteaceae
Product: zinc finger protein JAGGED-like
Exons: 5
Coding region: 183-866 (227 amino acids)
Molecular function (GO): DNA-binding transcription factor activity
Source: RefSeq, a predicted model, not a curated record
UGUCCAGUUGGGCGUGACAGAGAAACUGAGAAAUUUUAGGCUCCCUCCCCACCAUCACUCGAAUAGCUAGUAGCCUCUAUAUUACAGUCUCAAAGUGAAGACUUAUAAUUUCACAAGCUUUCGUUAUCAUCGAUCUGGGCCUUCUCAUCACAUAUUUUUCUGUCUUUCUCUGCCUUUGUACCAUGAAACCCAAGAGUAACCCAUUAGACCUCAACAACUUACCUGAGGAGUAUGGAAGAGAUGGGAAACAAGUCCCUGAGGAGACCUCCAGCACUGAUAGUAGGAGAAAGAAAAGUGGAGGAAAGGAUGGAAACGAUGAAACUGGUAAGGUCUACCAGUGUAGGUUUUGCUCCCUCAAGUUCUGCAAAUCCCAAGCUCUGGGUGGCCACAUGAAUCGCCAUCGACAAGAGAGGGAGACAGAGACACUGAAUAGGGCUCGUCAGUUGGUCUUCAGUAACAAAAACCUAGCCACACAGGGGGUUCCCCAUUUAGGGUUCAGAGAUCUCCAAAGUGCAAGCAUGGGAAACCCUUCUCUACCCUUUAGACCUGUAUACCCAACAACAAUAUUUCCUGUUUCGUCAUCAGCAGCCUUACCUCCAGCUCCAUCUCCUCCACAACCUUACCUCUACAGGUCUUCUUCUGGUUUUGUUUCCUUUCCUACACGAUACCCAACCCCAACCCCACCCUCAACAACUUCUCCUCAUGACUAUAUAGUUGGUCAUGUCCUGCCAAGCAGAAAUACAGGAAACCCAAAUCAAAAUUAUAGAGGAGAAGAAUCAUCGAGUUACACUUGCAUUGGAGCUCCACUGGGACAUGGGUUCUCAUCAGAUGAUGGAGUUGGGAGUGACAGAGGGACGACGGAUUAGAAGAUGGAUCACUGAUCAGAAAACAGGACGAAGGGAUGAAGAUGAUGAAUUGGGGAGGUCGUUGCUAUGGAGGAUGACUGAGUUUGAAGAUGAAGAAUGAAAGCUAGUUCCAGACAAUGUCAUGACAUGCCGUACUCAAAGAGAAAGAAAGAAGAAAACAAAACUGACACUAGAGAGAGAGUCUCAAAUCUUCUCAAUUUCUCAUUAAUCUCUAUCAAUCUCGUGCAAGAAAGAGUCGUUUGGUUUUUGUAAAAUAUUUUGUCUGUUAUCCAUUUAAAAACGAAAUUACAGGCUGAAUGGCAGCUUUUGAGCUCAUAAACUGAGUCAGCUAGUUUGGCUUUCAGGUGAGGUGGGGAUGCCUAUAUGUUUGUUUUGGUGGGAAACGGAUACUGGUAUUGCACUUUGAAAAGGAAAAUAAGGGUGGGUUCCUGAAAGUGACAAUGAGUAAGAUUUCUUUGUAUUUGGAGAUUGUUUUGCAUGGGA